AGCGCGCUGAGCCAGUCGAGGAAUUCAACAGGUACCUAUUGACAUUUCCCUCUUUCUCUCUGUCAUUCCUCCAGCUCGGAUGUACCGACUGCACUGCACUCAUUCUGUGUAUGGAGUGGAUGGAAUUAAAGACUCCACGGAUUGGAAAAAGUUCACUCUGCAGUAAUCUCUAACAUCUGGAAUAUUGCACCUGGGAGAUAUUUUGAUUUGGAGCAAUUUAAAGCCAUACAAAAAGUGUUCUCAAUUCAGCACCAGGAUACCGCCUUGUCAUGAAGAGGUCUAUUCCUUUCACGGGCCCGGUCGGAGCAGCUGGCUUGUUCCUGUGUUUGACCCAGACCGCCCUGGCCAUCGUCCUCACCAACUCCACGCAGCUGGAGUCCAUCCUGGAGAAGUACAGGGACGAGGAGUGGUGGGGCGCCAGGUCGAGGGGGAGGAGGGCCAUCAGCGAGGGGGACAUGCACCUCAUUCUGGACUUGCACAACAAGCUGCGGGGGCAGGUUCACCCUCCUGCCUCCAACAUGGAGUACAUGGUAUGGGAUACCGAGCUGGAGAGGAGCGCGGAACACUGGGCGCAUACCUGCCGAUGGGAACAUGGGCCGAGCCACAUGUUGACACAAAUAGGCCAGAACCUUGGAACGCACUGGGGCAGGGAUCGCCCCCCUACCUACCAUGUCCAGGCCUGGUAUGAUGAGGUGAAGUACUACAGCUAUCCUUACUCCCAGGAAUGCAACCCACACUGCCCAUUCAGAUGUUCAGGACCUGUUUGUACUCACUACACUCAGUUGGUGUGGGCGACCAGCAAUCGUAUCGGCUGUGCCAUCAAUGUGUGCUACAACAUGAACGUGUGGGGGAUGAUCUGGACUAAAGCUGUCUACCUGGUCUGCAACUACUCUCCACCAGGCAACUGGUGGGGUCAUGCUCCAUACAAAUAUGGAACUCCCUGUUCUGCAUGUCCAGCUAGCUAUGCUGGAGGCUGCAGGGACAAUCUCUGCUACAAAGAUGGUGGAGUUGACAGGCGCCCGUCUCCUGAGAUUGAGGAGACCAACUACAUUGAACCAGAACCGGAGCCAGUUAUGGACAGGGAACCCCGACCCAGGGCCCAGACACCAAACCCCUCACCCAAUGACAACCUUGAGCGAAACCAGGUUGUCAGCACAGAGCAGAUGUGUCAACAGGUCGACUGUGAGACCAAGCUGAGAGAUCAGUGCAAGGGGACAACCUGCAACAGAUAUGAAUGUCCGCCAGGCUGCCUCGACAGUCCUGGAAGAGUUGUUGGGACGGGAUAUUAUGACAUGCAAUCCAGCGUGUGUGGAGCCGGUUUACACUCUGGUGUUAUUGACAAUGGUGGAGGAUGGCUGGAUGUGACCAGAGUGGGCAGAAAGCAGCAAUUCACAGAGUCAUACAAGAAUGGCAUCCAAUCAAUUCGGAAAAAUAGAAGCGCAAAUUCCUUCAAAAUAGAGUCGGUGCCCGUCAAGGCACUAUCAUGCGACACGACUGUUGCACUGUUCUGUCCUUUCAAGAAACCUGUACGGCACUGUCCCAGGUCGUAUUGUCCACGGAACUGUCGGCGUGAUAGUGUGGCCCGAGUCAUUGGGACAAAAUACUAUUCAGAUAAAUCCAGCAUCUGCCGAGCAGCUGUUCAUGCUGGAGUGAUCCAGAACGAGUCGGGGGGGUACCUCGAUGUGAUGCCUGUGGAUAAAAGGAAGCAGUACAGUAGCAGCUAUCAGAAUGGCAUCACCUCAGAAAGCCUACUGAACCCAACAGGUGGAAAAGCCUUCAGAGUGUUUGCAGUCAUCUGAAAAACACACUCUCAAAAGGACAGAGUACCAGGCAAGAUGGCCACUUCACAUCCAGCUAACCCCCUCAUUAUCACCAUGCAACCUGUAAUUACAUUCAUUGCUACGAUAAAUAACUUGAGCCUUGAUACUUUGAGUUUAACGCGGCUUUUCUCAAGGUUUCCCCUCUGAGUUUAGUCAUGACGAACCCGUGGUACAUUGCAGCUAAGGCUGUUUUCACGAUGAUGCUCUGCGAUAUCUUUGGCAUUACGUCUCAUCACUCUUAUUUGAGCUGUGUAGCAGCAUCGUGUUUGUUUGGAAUGACCCAUGUGGGUAUAGUUCAAUAUAGUUCAAAUAGUUACACAUUGAAGAUAUACUUAAUAUUAUCAUACAUUUGUUUAAAUAAUAAAUAUGAGCUGCCAUAUAUCAGGCAAUACACACACAGAAAGAGAUUUUUCAAAUGUAUUUAGUUAUUUUUGAGUCUUGGCCUCCAUAUAUCAUUCAUAUCAAAUAUAACAUAGCAACAAUGCAAGCAGUAAAAUGCAUAUUGUAUAUUUUUGUACGUAAAAAUGUUGUAAAUAAUAUUGAAAACGUUGCUAUGUAAUGCUUCCUAAUGUUGCCUUUUUCAUUAACCUUUUCAUUAACAUGUUGCCAGCCAUACUAAGAGCAAUAUGAGCAAUAAUCAGUAGAUGCUGAAACAGAUUUUGCAUGCAAAACAUAUAUUGGUCAUUCAAGCUUUUAUUUUUUAUAAAGCACAAUCAUUGUAUUCAUCUGUUUGUAAAUAGUGGGAUUGUAACAUAUUGAUUCAUUUUAAAGCAGCAGUUUAGAUUUAUAUAAAUGGACCCUGGCUGGCCAGGAAUGUGCAUGGCAG
Pungitius pungitius (ninespine stickleback) is the source of this 2646-nucleotide messenger RNA. RefSeq names its product cysteine-rich secretory protein LCCL domain-containing 1-like. Gene Ontology annotation, cellular component: extracellular region. The transcript has 15 exons. The record is from RefSeq and is a predicted model, not a curated record. Bases 270 to 1799 code for a protein of 509 amino acids. NCBI's taxonomy places the organism in Eukaryota, Metazoa, Chordata, Actinopteri, Perciformes, Gasterosteidae.